Messenger RNA from Nilaparvata lugens (brown planthopper), 3737 nucleotides. Its product is annotated as ATP-dependent RNA helicase dbp2. The transcript is spliced from 13 exons. NCBI's taxonomy places the organism in Eukaryota, Metazoa, Arthropoda, Insecta, Hemiptera, Delphacidae. Gene Ontology annotation, cellular component: nucleus; cytoplasm; ribonucleoprotein complex. The coding region runs from base 154 to 2445 and encodes 763 amino acids. Gene Ontology annotation, molecular function: RNA helicase activity; ATP binding; RNA binding. The record is from RefSeq and is a predicted model, not a curated record.
AUUCGCCGAGUUGCCGUUCUUCUUGCUUCUUGGGCUUGUCCGCUUGUCGUCCUGUUCGCCAUCUUGAAAUUACCAUUUAUUGACAGUUUAAGGAGCAGCAGUGACUAAAACCGUUUCCGGCUUCUGAAUUUUGCCCAGCUCAUCAGUAGGAAAAUGAAUAGAGAUCGUUCGAGAUCAAGAGGCGGGCCAAUGAGAGGCGGCAGGGGUGGUAUGGGUGGCCGAGGUGGUGGGGGCAGAGGUGGUGGGAGAGGAAGAGGUGGUGGUGAUGGGGGUGGCAUGUUUGACCGGAAGUCAUCGAGUCAGCUAAAACGACCACGUUGGAGUAUGGAGGAACUCCAGGCGUUUCGAAAGGACUUCUACGAACCUCAUCCAAAUAUCGUUAACAGGCCGCAGGCUGAAGUGGAUGCUUACAGAAAUGAAUUUGAGAUGACACUAAAAGGAGAAAACAUUCCUAACCCCAUCAUCAACUUUCAAGAUGUCAACUUCCCAGAUUACGUGAUGAGUGAGAUACGGCGAGCUGGCUUUGAUAGACCUACUGGUAUCCAAGGCCAGGGAUGGCCAAUUGCGCUCAGUGGCCGAGACAUGGUUGGAAUCGCUCGAACAGGUUCUGGAAAAACUCUUGCGUACAUCCUGCCGGCAAUCGUGCACAUCAACUUCCAGCCGCGCCUGUUGCGCAACGACGGGCCGAUCGCGCUGAUUCUGGCACCGACGCGCGAACUGGCGCAACAAAUCCAGCAGGUGGCCACUGACUUUGGCCAGUCGACGUUUGUGCGCAACACGUGCGUGUUUGGCGGCGCCUCCAAGGGACCGCAGGCGCGCGACCUCGAGCGCGGAGUGGAGAUUGUCAUCGCCACACCCGGACGGUUGAUUGACUUUCUGGAGCGCGGCACCACCAACCUCAAGCGAUGCACCUAUCUGGUGCUGGACGAGGCUGAUCGUAUGCUCGACAUGGGCUUUGAGCCGCAGAUCAGGAAGAUUAUCGAACAGAUCAGGCCGGAUAGACAAGUUUUGAUGUGGUCGGCUACAUGGCCGAAAGAAGUGCGUCAAUUGGCUGAAGAGUUCCUUCACGAUUACGUUCAAAUCAAUGUAGGAUCUCUACAGCUGUCUGCCAACCACAACAUCAAGCAAGUUGUAGAAAUGUGUGAAGACCAGGAAAAACUUGAGAAAUUGUGUGAUCUACUUCAAAAAAUUAGUCAAGAAGAAGAGAAGAAAACAAUCAUUUUCGUUGAAACAAAACGAGGUGUUGAUGAAAUUUCACGGACUAUUACUCGAUAUGGAUGGCCGGCUGCUAGUAUUCACGGAGAUAAAUCACAACAAGAGCGAGAUUAUGUGUUGAAUGACUUUAGACAAGGAAAAGCAAUGAUAUUGGUAGCAACAGAUGUUGCCGCUCGAGGUCUUGAUGUGGACGACGUGAAGUACGUGAUCAACUACGACUAUCCGUCGAGUUCGGAGGACUACGUGCACCGGAUCGGACGUACGGGUCGGUCGGACCGGACCGGCACCUCGUACACUUUCUUCACGCCGAACAACGCCAAGCAGGCCAAGGACCUGUUGUCGGUGCUCACUGAGGCCGGGCAGCCCAUCGACCCCAAGCUCUAUCAGCUGGCUGAGAUGGCUCGAACUGGAGCCUUUGGCGGACGAGGACGCAGUCGAUUUGGAAAUGGACGUAUGAGAAGCAGCCCGGACCGCGACUUUAGAGGCCGCGGAGGCAGGGGCGGUCGAUUUGAAGGGAGAGGAAGAGGAGGCAGAGAUGGGGGCAGCAGCCGUGGAGGCGGUGACGGUGGCAGGAGGAGUGAGGGAGGAGAGAGAGGCGGCUGGGGUGGCGGUAGAGGGGGUGGCCGCGGAGGUGGUGGAGGUGACUCGGGCGAAGGAGGCGGCUACAAGCGGCCGGCAGCCAGGGGUGGCUACGAUCAGAACGGAGGUGGCGGUCGCGGAGGCGGACGACCGAGCCGUUGGAGCAACGACCAGUCGUCUGAGGAUGGACCGACUCGUGCAAAGCAGUCUCGCUUCUCCAGCUCCACUGAUGCCGCCCCUCCGGCUGCCGCCCCCGCCUACAGUCAGCCGCCGCCUCAGCAGGCCAACGCCUACAACAAACCGCCUCCCAGGUACCAGCAGCAAAGUGCUGCCGCCCCUGCACCCAACAACUACAACCGCUAUCAAGGUGCCGGACAAGGUCAACAACAGACCUACAACCAGGCGCCGCCUCGCAACAACCAGACCUACAACCAGGCGCCGCCUCGCAACAACCAGCACCAACAACAGCAGGCCGGUGGCUACCAGAUGAAUCAGCAGAACUAUCAGAUGCAACAACAGCAACAACACAACUACCAGAUGCAACAGCAACAGCAGUACAUGUAUCAACAACAGCAACAACAUCUGAUGAAGACUCUGCCGCCAAACGCCUUCUCGCAGCCACCUCCUCCUCCACCCCCCCAGCGCACCUAACACGCACGCGGGCGCCUGCAGACGCGCAUGCGCCACUAGGACACUCGAAGCUGUGAACUCAUAACAUAUAGACUUCUAAGUAGUAGCACGGUUGUCACAAGUAUCCAAAUCAAGUGAUAUGAAACUAUCACAGUAUUUUCAAUUUGGAUCCAGUUCACUAUCAAAAUGAAGAGAAGACUUUUAUUCCCAACUAAUGUAUUUUAAAAAUUGGAUCUCACCAUCUUAAAUGCACAUUGAAAACUCUCGUUAAUUAAUCUUCUAACUACUUUACUUUGAUAUUUUUCUUUGGAUAAAUUCGACGUUUCCUUACCAUAGUCUGUGCAAACAUUAGUUUGCAGCAUGAGUCCUUUGGAGUACAGCGCUGCCAGAUUUCACAGAAUCCAGAGAAUCUGUGAAAUAAUUGUGCGAGAGAGAGCGAAAAGAGAGCCUAAUCAGCAUAAAAACGGAAACCGUGUGCUCCUAUUGUUCUAUUGAAAUAACAUUGGCUCUCCGUGUUGCAAACUAAGGUUUGCACGGACUAUAGAUUCAAUUCUUCUCUAAUGUAACGAUUCCAUUAUAUUUUUUAUAUUUAUCACAAAUUUUAGACUGUGAUAUUAUAAAAGUUAAACUAGUUUAUAUUAAUUUCACACAUGUUGGAGAUUCUAACUUGUGUUUUUGUGUAACUCUUGUAGUGUGCGUCAGAAGACUAUCCGAAUAACAUUGAGGUGACACAAAAUAAAGUAUUGUAGAGAUUAAUAAUUAUAAUAUAGUGAACCUUGAAAUAUUGGAUUAAUUAUUAUUACUUCAAGAACGUUUGUCACAUAUUGCAAUGAUAAUUAAUAAUAGUAGUAUUAUUGCUUUACAUGUCAUAGUCCUCUGACAAACAAAUUCUAGGUUGAAUGCAAGCUACAUUUGAAAUUACUUCAUAUUUUGUAUUGUGUGGCUCUUGUUUAAUCAAUCUUUGCAGCUUUUUAUGCUUUCUGACUUCACAUUAUAUUACAUUUACACAUUUUGUAGUUACAGUAUCAUCGAUUGAUAUACGAGUACAUUUAUUUUGAAUUUAGAUAUACUAAUAUCUACAAUGAUUUUGCAAUAAAAAUUAUGAUAAUUAUUGUUCUUAUUUCAAAUUUAUGAUAGUAUUUUAUAUUGCUCCCCUCUAUUUUAGGUUUUGAAUUAUUGAACUUAUCGAGUAACUUCUAUUUAUGGAGCAUUCCUGACUUGAUCUUAUUAAAACGAAAUUAUUAGUGUGGCAUAUUGUGUGUUUUCCUUUAGAUCCAUUAUGUUCUUUGUAUAAUAAAGUUAUCCAGUACAAA